GGAGGACAACCAAAUCAGUGUUAUCGAGAGAGGAGCCUUCCAAGACCUCAGGCUGCUGGAGAGACUUCGCCUGAACAGAAACAAACUCCAGUUUCUCCCAGAGCUUCUCUUCCAGUCCAACCCCAAACUAGGACGACUAGACCUCAGCGAGAACCAGAUCCAGGCGGUUCCGAGGAAAGCUUUCAGAGGAAUCACCAGCGUCAAGAACCUGCAACUGGACAGCAACCACAUCAGCUGCAUCGAAGAUGGAGCUUUCCGAGCGCUGCGCGAUCUGGAGAUUCUCACCCUCAACAACAACAACAUCACCCUCAUCCCCCUGUCCAGCUUCAACCACAUGCCCAAGCUGCGGACACUCCGUCUGCACUCCAACAACCUGCACUGUGACUGUCACCUGUCCUGGCUCUCUGAUUGGCUCCGAGCCCGGCGGGGCCUGGCUCCCUUCACCCAGUGCAUGGCCCCCGCCCACAUGAGGGGCCUCAACGUCCCGGAUGUGCAGAAGAAGGAUUUUGUCUGUAAUGGUCCGGCACAGACAGAGUCGAGGACUUGUGUUCCUCAGGUGGCCGUGUGUCCAGCCAGCUGCAGCUGUAACAACAACAUCGUGGACUGUCGUCGUAAAGGCCUCACUGAAAUACCAGGAAACCUCCCUGAAGGCAUUGUGGAGAUUCGUUUGGAGCAGAACUUGAUUAAAAGUGUCCCAGCAGGAGCAUUUUCUGCCUACAAGAAGCUCAAGAGGAUUGACUUGAGUAAGAACCAGAUUUCUGACAUUGCUGCCGAUGCUUUCAACGGUCUUCGCUCACUCACCUCACUGGUGCUGUACGGCAAUAAGAUCACCGAACUGCCCAAGGGAUUGUUUGAUGGACUGGUCUCCCUGCAGCUGCUAUUGCUGAAUGCCAACAAAAUUAACUGUCUGAGAGUCAACACCUUCCAAGACCUGCAGAACCUCAACCUGCUGUCGCUGUACGACAACAAGCUGCAGACCAUCAGCAAAGGACUGUUCGCACCUCUGCGCUCCAUCAAGACUCUUCAUCUGGCCCAGAAUCCCUUUAUGUGUGACUGUCACCUGAAGUGGCUGGCAGACUACCUGUUUGACAACCCAAUUGAGACCAGUGGAGCACGCUGCAGCCAUCCCAGAAGGCUGGCUAACAAGCGAAUCAGCCAGGUCAAAGGCAAGAAGUUCAGGUGCACAGGUCAGGAGGACUAUCGCAGCCGUCUGAGUGGGGAGUGUUUCCAGGAUCUGGUAUGUCCGGAGAAAUGUCGCUGUGAAGGGACGGUGGUCGACUGCUCCAAUCUCAAACUGACCCGAAUACCUCCACAUAUCCCUGAACACACCACCGACCUGCGGCUAAACGACAAUGAGAUUGCCAUCCUGGAGGCUACUGGGACUUUUAAGAAGCUCCCCAACUUGAAGAAGAUCAACCUGAGCAACAACAAGCUGAGGGACAUCCGUGAAGGUGUGUUUGAUGGAGCGGGUGGAGUUUUGGAGCUGCUGCUGACGGGGAACAAGCUGACCGGGCUGCAGGGACGCAUGUUCAGAGGCCUCGGUGGCCUGAAAACCCUCAUGCUGCGGAGCAACCAGAUCAGCUGCAUUGACAACAGCACAUUCACGGGUCUGAGCUCGGUGCGUCUGCUGUCGCUGUACGACAACAGGAUCUCCAGUAUCGCCCCAGGAGCCUUCUCCACCCUGCACUCCCUGUCCACCAUCAACCUUCUGUCCAACCCGUAUAUGUGUGACUGUCACUUGGCCUGGCUGGGUCAGUGGCUGAAGAAGACCAGGGUGGUCAGUGGGAACCCUCGCUGCCAGAAGCCAGCCUUCCUCAAGGAGAUUCCCAUCCAGGACGUGGCCACCCCAGACUUCACUUGUGAUG
This is a messenger RNA of Stegastes partitus (bicolor damselfish), 1865 nucleotides long. RefSeq names its product slit homolog 3 protein-like. Gene Ontology annotation, cellular component: plasma membrane. The record is from RefSeq and is a predicted model, not a curated record. The transcript has 17 exons. Lineage: Eukaryota; Metazoa; Chordata; Actinopteri; Pomacentridae. The annotation marks the transcript as partial. Gene Ontology annotation, molecular function: protein binding.